AUGCUAGACCCAGUCCCACCUCCCCCUGCGUGGUUGCGGGAGGCUGUCGAGCCGUGGGCUUUGCGUUUCAGCCUGCCUGUUCUAGCAGAUCACUGUCAUGAAGUCAUCACUGUCUUCAUUGUUUACCUCUUUAUCCAUUACGUCCUCUCGCCAUGGCUUUCUGCGAAGCUAUUCCCACGUCACUACCCCAAUCUCAAUAAGCGUACGCAGCUUAACUGGAAUGUCCACGUUGUGUCGCUAGUCCAAAGCACUUUCAUAUGUGCUGUCGCCCUAUGGGUGCUAUUCACAGAUGAAGAGAGAAUGUCUAUGUCUUCUGGGGAGCGAGUCAUCGGAUAUAGUGGGGCAUGUGCUUUGAUUAGCUCCCUUGCAGUGGGAUACUUCAUCUAUGACCUGAUUGUCAGCGCCAUCUAUGUCAAAUUGUUCGGUAUUGGCAUGCUCUUCCAUGCGAUUUCUGCGCUCUGGGUGUUCAGCUUUGGAUUCAGACCUUUUGUUAACUUCUAUGCUCCCACAUUUAUCCUUUAUGAACUCUCUAGCCCCUUCCUCAAUAUACACUGGUUCCUGGACAAGCUCAACAUGACCGGUUCAUCCCUACAAUGGUACAACGGCAUGGCACUUCUCGUUGUGUUCUUCUUCUGUCGUCUCUUCUGGGGAACCUGGCAGUCUGCAAUCAUCUAUAUGGAUAUGUUCGAUGCUGUCAGACAAACCUGGGCCGCCGGUCCUUCCUCUCCGCUCAACCCUGUCAACAUCUCCGCACAGAUUUUCCAAGCCCGCGGCGAUGGGUCACUCUGCAUCAACGAGGCUUGCGUUAGGGCCAACGCGGAAAUAAUCAAGUACUCCAACUAUACUGCCGGUGGAGUUCCCACCUGGCUGGUCGCUACCUAUAUCACCUCCAACUUGAUCCUCAACGGCCUCAAUUACUACUGGUUCUCAAAGAUGAUUGAGACCGUCAUGAAACGCUUCCGCCCCUCUCCUGCACCCAAGGACGCUUCAGUCAAGGAUCAAAAGAACCCCACGGAGCACAACAAGGAGAACAGCUCGAUGGAGGACCUCGCGCAACAGGCGGUUCUUGAUGCCGCGUCCAAGUUGGAACAGGAAGAAGGAAGCUUAUUUCUAGGUGAUGUCAACCAAUCAGCUGCCUCGGGAAUUGAUGCUGGUCUUUCGGAUCUACGAAACAGGAAGACUUAA
Molecule: messenger RNA, 1185 nt
Organism: Aspergillus puulaauensis
Lineage: Eukaryota; Fungi; Ascomycota; Eurotiomycetes; Eurotiales; Aspergillaceae
Product: TLC domain-containing protein
Exons: 2
Coding region: 1-1185 (394 amino acids)
Biological process (GO): lipid homeostasis
Cellular component (GO): membrane; endoplasmic reticulum
Source: RefSeq, a predicted model, not a curated record